This is a messenger RNA of Anolis sagrei ordinatus, 2643 nucleotides long. RefSeq names its product abhydrolase domain containing 5, lysophosphatidic acid acyltransferase (gene ABHD5). The record is from RefSeq and is a predicted model, not a curated record. Gene Ontology annotation, cellular component: lipid droplet; mitochondrion. NCBI's taxonomy places the organism in Eukaryota, Metazoa, Chordata, Lepidosauria, Squamata, Anolidae. Gene Ontology annotation, molecular function: carboxylic ester hydrolase activity; lysophosphatidic acid acyltransferase activity. Gene Ontology annotation, biological process: positive regulation of triglyceride catabolic process; lipid homeostasis; phosphatidic acid biosynthetic process.
UCUCUCUUUCUCUCUCUCUCUCCCGGGCGGGUCCCGUGAUGGCUGGCGGGGGCGCCGCGGCUGCGGUCGCGCUCUCUCUCUCUCUCGCCGCGCUCCCGGCUGCCGUCGCCGCUUCCUCCUCCUCCUCCUCCUCCGGACCCGCGGGCAGGCGCCGAAGCAGCAGUAGCAGCAGCAGCACCCGCUGGGCCGCCAUGGCCGAGGAGGAGAGCGCAGAGGAGUCCCCCGGCGAAGAAGGGUCAGGAUGGUUAUCCAGUUGGCUGCCUGCAUGGUGUCCUACAUCACUGGUACAUCUUAAAGAUGCUGAAGAGAAAAUAUUGAAAUGUAUCACAAGUACAUACAGUAAACAGUAUGUCUUCAUAUCCAAUGGAAAUAAAAUAUGGACGCUAAUGUUCUCUCAGAACCUUUCACAGAAAACUCCACUUGUUCUUCUCCAUGGGUUUGGAGGUGGUGUUGGACUCUGGGCUCUGAACUUUGAAGACCUUUGUGAAAAUAGGACUGUGUAUGCAUUUGAUCUCUUGGGAUUUGGACGCAGUAGUAGGCCACAGUUUGAUACUGAUGCUGAAGUAGCAGAAAAUCAAUUUGUAGAAUCUAUUGAAGAAUGGCGACGGAAAAUGGGAUUGGACAGAAUGAUUUUACUUGGACAUAACCUGGGUGGAUUCCUGGCAGCAGCUUACUCACUGAAAUACCCAUCAAGAGCAAAGCAUCUAAUAUUAGUGGAACCAUGGGGAUUUCCAGAAAGACCUUCUAGUGCUGAACAUGAAAGGGCUAUUCCAAUCUGGAUCAAAGCACUUGGAGCAGUUUUGAGUCCAUUUAAUCCAUUGGCUGGUCUCAGGAUAGCAGGACCGUUUGGAUUGAGUCUUGUACAGCGUAUUAGGCCAGACUUCAAAAGAAAGUAUUCUUCCAUGUUUGAUGAUGAUACAGUUACUGAAUAUAUCUACCACUGUAAUGUGCAGUCACCAAGUGGCGAAACAGCUUUCAAGAACAUGACAGUUCCAUAUGGAUGGGCAAAAAGGCCAAUGCUGCAGCGAAUUGCCCAUAUGCACAAAGACAUUCCUAUCACUGUGAUUUAUGGAGCACGGUCGUGUAUAGAUGGCAAUUCGGGGACCACGAUCCAGUCUCUGCGACCGAAUUCUUAUGUCAAAACAAUAGCUAUCCUUGGUGCAGGUCAUUAUGUUUAUGCUGAUCAGCCAGAGGACUUCAACCAGAAAGUAAAAGAGAUAUGCAAUUCCAUGGACUAAUAGGAUUUUGUUAUUGUGAAUGAGAGCCACAAUUACAAUUCAAAUCAACACUUUGGUAGUAUAAUAUGAAUGUUAAAAUUUACUGAUUUUUUAAAAAUAGAUUUUAUUUCCACCAUUUCUUUCAAAUGUUUGCACACUUUAAACCAUGCAGUGCCUUUUGCGGGAAUUAGGGAGAUGUUAAAAAAAAUUGUACAUUUUAGUUUGAUGCUGUCCUUUAUAUAUUUAGAUAAAAGAUUUGUAACUAUGUAUGCUCAACACUACAUUUUAAAACUGGAUUCUUAACCAUUGAUUCUGAAAAAUGUAGAGCAUUAAAAUUCCUUUAAUAUAUAUUCUUACAAAAUUGUGAAUGAAAUUUCAGUUUGCUUUCUUCUGCUUCUAUAUAUUGCAAUCUCUUUGAUCUCUUUUAAAAAUUUAAAAAUACUUUACAUUUGUUUUUCUUUUAUGUCAGACUAUCUUUACAUUUUGUUGUACCUUAUGAAGUGGUCCUUGCCAAAAUAAUCAACAUUGGUAAACAGCCAGAAAAAGCAAACGUAACAAGAGUUAAAAAAAGACGGAGUAAUGCUGAUUUUUUUUUUUUUUGCCCCCUGAAUUGGAAUGUUGGUUGUUCAUUCCAGUAACUAUUGUUGUAUGUUCAAUUUCCUUAGGGAUUUAAUUCUGUAAGAUGUUAACGUUUUAAAGACAUAUACAAGUCCUGUGGAUUUGAAGACUAAAUACCUUCAGAGUUGUAUAACCUAUUCAUUUGGUGACAAAGUUAUUGCAAGAUCUAUUGCAAACUCUAAUUUUUGCAUGUUGUUAAUCCAUAUUUAAUACUGGGACAACAUAGUCUCUGUGAUAUUUGUAAUGCUUGGAUGAAUAUUUGUUUGGGUUUUUUUAAAAAAAACACUGGAAGAAAAGCUUACACUGUCAAAUCCCAGGUUUUCUCAAAGAAGGCAUCUUAGAUUGAGUAAUAAUCAAAAAAUAAAUCAAGAAACCUAAGAUGUUGUUGAUAUAAAAUGUGUGAUUUUAUGCUUUUUUGUUGAAAAAAAUAAGAGUUUUUUAGGCUUUUGUUUUUAAGAGAAGUGAAUUUGUUAUCAACCUAAAGGUAAACUGAGUGGUUUAUAAACAAAAUAAUUUAUUGGUUAUAUAUAGUAACUUACUGGUCAGCCUUUGAACGCUGAAUAUAACUACUGAAUCUUUGCUAUUUCUUACUAAUUAUUGAAGAUGAGUUAUUUUGCUAUCUCUUGAAAAUGCAGUCUCAGGCAGCAUUUCAAAAAUGGGAAGUGUUCCCUCUGCAAGUGAGAUAUACUAUUUUGGUGCUGUUGUAAUUUGAACAGUCACUGUAACAAUAGUGUAAAAUGUAUGCUAAAUAUUGGCAAUAUUGUGCAGUUCAGCACUGCAUAGUAAAGAACUAUGUUUGGAAUUAAAA